Messenger RNA from Zerene cesonia (dogface butterfly), 687 nucleotides. RefSeq names its product 39S ribosomal protein L41, mitochondrial (gene mRpL41). The transcript has a single exon. NCBI's taxonomy places the organism in Eukaryota, Metazoa, Arthropoda, Insecta, Lepidoptera, Pieridae. Gene Ontology annotation, cellular component: mitochondrial large ribosomal subunit. Bases 141 to 629 code for a protein of 162 amino acids. Gene Ontology annotation, molecular function: structural constituent of ribosome. The record is from RefSeq and is a predicted model, not a curated record.
GAAAUUUGACAUAAUCUAGAAAACUUAACCUAAAAAAUUGAAAUCAAAAUUGUACAUUUGAAAGAUUUUUGAUGGAGUUCUGAAAACAUAAAUACAAACAACAUAUUCAUUAUAAGAAUAAUUUCUAAUAUACGAUUACAAUGUCUAAAAUUAUUCCACUGAUUAAUUUCAUAUCAAAAAGGGGCAUAUCCCUCACUGCUCCAAGAGAAGGUAAAAGAAAUUUCCGUAAAUUUGUAAUACCAAACAAAAGAGGUUCCAGAAUACAUAAAAUGCAACAAAUGGGCUCUAACCGUCAGCUUCCAAUCGAUAAACGCGGUGUCCGCGACACUGUAUACGAAUUAAAUGGAAAAGUAGUGACUGUACCAGAAAUGAUACCAGAAUUAAUCGUCCCCGAUCUUCAAGGAUGUACUUUGAAACCUUAUGUAUCAUACCGAACAGAAGAUGUAGUCCAAAGCGAGUUUACAUCAAAACAACUCUUUGAUGCUAUUUACUCGAAAAAAAUUGUAAUAGAUUACAAAGAAGGCAAGUUGGAUGAAAACGGCCUGCCCCUUGAGCCAUCUGCUGAAGAGAAAUUAACUCCUGAAGAAGCUGUAGCCCAAGCGAAGAAAACGGGUUCCGAUAUCUUUUAGCCAGUUUAUUUUGUAGUUUUAAUUAAUAAUAGUUUAAUAAAGUUAUUGUGUUAGGUUA